Messenger RNA from Diorhabda sublineata, 1809 nucleotides. RefSeq names its product ribosomal RNA small subunit methyltransferase NEP1. Gene Ontology annotation, biological process: rRNA base methylation. Gene Ontology annotation, cellular component: nucleolus; small-subunit processome. The record is from RefSeq and is a predicted model, not a curated record. NCBI's taxonomy places the organism in Eukaryota, Metazoa, Arthropoda, Insecta, Coleoptera, Chrysomelidae. The transcript has 4 exons. Gene Ontology annotation, molecular function: rRNA (pseudouridine) methyltransferase activity; rRNA binding. Bases 524 to 1264 code for a protein of 246 amino acids.
ACAUAACGUCUAUUCUACAGUUUGUGUUUAAAGCACAAUUUUAAAUUUCAUGGAGCCCAAAAAUUUAUCUGUUGUUUGAGGGGCAAGGGGAAAACACAACGUGCUCGAUGCCAGAUACGAAAAACGACAAUUUGGAACGUAGGUUUAAAGCAUUGCGCAUCCAUGUGCUCGAUAGGUUACUCAAAUUGUGUGAUUUGAAGGUAACUAUGUAGUUGUUUACGUGCUACUAGUGACACGGCGGUGGUAUAAUAUUUAAUUAUUUCAAAACUCUUGGUGAAAAAUAUUUGAAAAACGUAUUUAUAUUUAAUAUUAUCAGUGAUAAAAAUUACGAAUUGUGAUGGUGAUGGAAUAAAAAGGAUAAAAAUAUGAAACUAUUGAAUUAUAAAUGUUUGAUUAAGUAUUGUUACAGUUUAAAAAUUUUGUUCACAAUGUUUGUAUAGGCGUUACAAUAAUUGUGUGUUUAAUAGAGAAGCGAUUUCCACAGUGAAGACAGCUAGAAAACUCCUCAAGAUGAUGUAGUUGGAUGAUUUUAGUACAUCGAAUGGUAAAUAUGAGUAAAAAAAGGAAAUUGAAACAAUCAAAAGAAAAUGAAUUCGAAUUUGAUCCCGUACCAAAACACUUGGUAGUAGCACAUUUAAAAAAUCAGGAGAAACGCCUAAUAAUUAUUUUAGAAGGUGCACAGUUGGAAACUGUAAAAGUUGGAAGUAAAUUUGAAUUAUUGAAUUGUGAUGACCACACACAUAUUCUAAAAAGUAAUAAUCGAGAUGUUGGAUCAUGUCGACCCGAUAUAACACAUCAGUGUUUGUUGAUGUUAUUUGAUAGUCCUUUGAAUCGAGCAGGACUUUUACAAGUAUAUGUUCACACUGCAAAUAAUAUUCUAAUAGAAAUAAACCCACAAACUAGGAUUCCAAGGACGUUUAAACGUUUUGCAGGACUUAUGGUUCAACUUUUACAUAAAUUCUCUGUCCGAGCAGAAGAUGGGCCUAAACUGCUUAAGGUUAUUAAGAAUCCAAUAACAGAUCACUUGCCUGUAGGUGUAAAAAAAAUUGGGACUUCAUUUGGUGCAAAACAGGUGAAAAACUGUAGGGAAUUGGUUCCUAAAGAUGAAGAACCAAUUGCUAUUGUAAUUGGUGCAAUCGCGAGGGGCAGCAUAGAAGUACAUUACACCGAAGACUUUUUUUCUAUAAGUAAUUACCCACUAUCUGCGGCUUUGACGUGUACAAAACUUUGUUCUGCUUUCGAAGAGGAAUGGAAUGUUCUUUGAUACGACCGAUUGGUAUUUUGUUAGGUGUACCCCAUAAGAUUUCUCAUAAUAAUGAACAUUUUCUAUUUACAAACUUUGUAUCAAAUUAUUAAGAGAUAAGUUUUAAUCACCCAAUAAACGAUUCUAUUUAAAUUUAAUAUGCAACAAGUGUUUGAAAUUACGAAAAGGUUAUAGUAGUUCAAAUUUCCCUAUUUAAUGAAACUAACUUGAUUAUAUUGUUAGUUUUAAUUAAAUUAAAUUUUCAGGACUAUAAUUUUCACUUAAAAUUUUUUCAGGAAAUGCAACUCUGCUUUCCUUUUAUUUUUUACGGGAAAAAUUUAUGAAUAUAGAAAUUUCAAUUCAAUUGUAGAAAUACAGAGUUCCUUGAAAUUUUUUUAUACUGGAUUUAUUUGUCCCCCAAUAUAGUAUUUAUUUCUUAAGCAGUGCUUGGGUUAGGUUGCUUUUAAAUGGGGUUGUUUCACUUGCGAAUGCAUGUGUACACUAUAUAUACGGGUGAUAUUGAUGCCAGGAAUGUCCAAAAUUUACAUUUUUUGCUUCUAGAUGGC